Molecule: messenger RNA, 1736 nt
Organism: Gaeumannomyces tritici R3-111a-1
Lineage: Eukaryota; Fungi; Ascomycota; Sordariomycetes; Magnaporthales; Magnaporthaceae
Product: cytidine and deoxycytidylate deaminase zinc-binding domain-containing protein
Exons: 2
Coding region: 1152-1736 (194 amino acids)
Molecular function (GO): catalytic activity
Source: RefSeq, a predicted model, not a curated record
AGGGAACAAAACGAGAUUGAAUCGUGAGACGAGCAGCAAAAUUCCCCUUUUUCCUCCCGCCCUCCCCUCGUACGGGGACACUGCAACCUGCCUCCUCCUCUUCCUCCCCUUGUUUGUUCCAUGUUUUGAGCCAGCAACCCUCUGCAGCCCGAACCGGGUCCCCGCAUUCCAACUUCCCUGCUGUCAAGGGACAACGAGCGAUGCGCGCGGCACAUACCUGCACAGUACUCUCGCUGCAAUUUUCAAUUUUCCAUUGUUUUUACCCGCCCAUGCUACCCUUCUGGGACCGGCGCGUGCCAAGCGUGGCUUUGCAGGGCCUGGGCGACACCGCUCUGUUCUUGGCGCGACGGCCUCCCAUCACGACAGCAGAGCACCAGUCAAGCCCCGUCGCUAACGUCGCUAACGUCGCUUGCCCAUCAGGGAAGUCGGGCCCCAGAUUCCAUGCAUCCUUGAACUGGGCCACAUGUCUGCUCUCAUCUCUGCGCGUGCUAUUUAUUGCUUGCCUCGAUAGUCGGCCCACCGAGGAGAGGUACCGGUACCUACCAACUGAGACGGGCGCAUGUCGCAAAUCAGAGACCAUCAACUACCGAGCAACGCGGUCAUGAUAAUCGACUGUUGCCCCGGGCGGGAAAAGUGCCGCUUCAAAAAUGACUGAUCCCAACCCUCCCCUUUCCGGUCGAGCCAAUCCAUGACACGUGCUAUUUUUCCGGCAGGCGAGCAUGGAAGGUAGCAAUUGGGUUCUGAGUCUCUUUCUUUCUUUCCUCUUUCCAUGAUGCUUUUCCCCAGGGUGUCCCUUGAAUUCCCUCAACUUGGCGCCUCAACCGAAAUCCCCUCGGCUCCCUUUCCAUUCCCACACCGUAACUUUCUUCUCCCUUUUGCCCAUCAAAUAUCGGAACAGCUUCGCCCGUUCGUUGCUGGUAUUGGCAUUUGGCACACCGAUUCUCUCAUCCUCCCUCCAAGCCAUUGGAUGGAUCGGCCAUGUGGAUUUCCCACGCGCCAAGCGUGACGCCGGCCAAGAAAACCCACCCCGUUGCUGUCAUGACAGAUAUCCAUACGGCAGUUGGGGUACCACGAGAUCGGGGCAAACCUGGCGGCGAGCCUACUAAAAAAAAAAAAAAAAAAAAACACCUAAACCACCACCUCGAACCAUCAUGUCGCAAGAAACACCUAAACCACCACCUCGAACCAUCAUGUCGCAAGAAACACCUCGGGACCACCGUGCGCUGAUGGAGCAGGCCCUUGGACAGGCACGCCUGUCGCCGCCCAAGCCUUCCAACUACAGGGUCGGCGCGGUGCUGGUGGAAGCGUCAACGGGCAGCGUCCUGGCUACAGGCUUCUCGCUCGAGCUGCCCGGCAACACCCACGCCGAGCAGUGCUGCUUCGCCAAGCUGGCCCAGCAGCACGGCGUCGCCGAGGAGGGCCUGGCCGGCACCCUCCAGCAGCAACAGCCGCUGCCGCGCCUGGCGCUCUACACGACCAUGGAGCCCUGCUCGGAGCGCCUGAGCGGGAACCUGCCGUGCGUCCAGCGCAUCCUCCGCCUGCGCGGGCUCAUCGCCGAGAUCUACGUCGGCGUCGUUGAGCCCAAGAAAUUUGUGGCCAACAACACGGGCAGGCAGACGCUUGAGGGUGCGGGUAUCAGGGUCAUCCACGUCGGGGGGCUCGAGGAUGACAUAUUGAGCGUGGCCACGGCCGGGCAUGUUCCAGCGGAGACCCCGGCGACGACAAGCUCCAGGUAG